Melanotaenia boesemani (Boeseman's rainbowfish) is the source of this 5417-nucleotide messenger RNA. RefSeq names its product SH3GL interacting endocytic adaptor 1a (gene sgip1a). The transcript is spliced from 26 exons. Gene Ontology annotation, cellular component: clathrin-coated pit; plasma membrane; clathrin-coated vesicle. Gene Ontology annotation, biological process: clathrin-dependent endocytosis; clathrin coat assembly; synaptic vesicle endocytosis. The record is from RefSeq and is a predicted model, not a curated record. Lineage: Eukaryota; Metazoa; Chordata; Actinopteri; Atheriniformes; Melanotaeniidae. Bases 229 to 3075 code for a protein of 948 amino acids.
UUACCUUCAGUGACCAUAUUUCAUUGAAUGUAAACCUUUCAUUGUCUGGGAUUAAGAAAAAAACAUUUCUUAACAGAGCAAAGGUGGGGAAAGCUGAAAAGGAAAGAUAACAAGGAGAAUUUACAAACGUUGGCCAAACAACCCAAGCUGUUUUAUUCCCCGUUCAUUCUUCUUCGCUCUCAUCCCUCUGUCUGACCGGGUGCAGGUGGUUCACAGAGGAGGCUGUUAAUGGCUGAGGAGCUGUGCACUGGCUGGUUUCGUAUCAUUGCAGGCUCUUUGGAGAUAGAGGAAUGCAAAUCUGCAACCAUGAUGGAAGGAUUGAAAAAACGUACAAGGAAGGCCUUCGGGAUACGGAAGAAAGAGAAGGACAAUGACUCCACAGGGUCCCCAGACAGAGACGGGGGUUCUCAGAAGAAGACGAAUGGGGCCCCUAAUGGCUUCUAUGGAGAUAUUGACUGGGAAAGAUAUAAUUCUCCUGAAGUUGAUGAUGAAGGCUACAGCAUCAGACCCGAUGAUGGGUCAGAGGAAGGAGAACCCUCCACUACCAAGGCCCACUUCUUCUCUUCUGAUGAGUCUGAAGAAGAGGAGGACCGCAGAAAGAAAUUUAAAAUCAAGAUUAAACCGCUGCCGGCUGAUCGUGUUGUGGCAGCACCCUCAGUGGAUGAGCUCAAAGCCUCCAUAGGCAGCAUAUCUCUAUCCCCGUCUCCUAUGAGGAGUCCGAGACGUAGCCCGGGUUUGAAAAGGAACACAUCCGCUGAAGAGAUAGCCAGACCAAGGCGUGCCGUUCCUGCAGUUCCCUCUGUAGCUCCAACACUACAACCAGCACCACAACCCCCCAGCAGUCAACAAACCCCAGUCCCUGAAGACACCACAGCCUUAUUUGGGCCUCCUUUGGAAACAGCCUUCGGAGAGCAGAAAACUGAAGUGGCUCUUUCUGAGUCUGAUGUGUGGGGAACUCCUCUCUCAGAACCUGAAUCCACUUUGACAAGAUCCUUCCCCACAGGAACUCCUCCUCCACUUCCACCCAAGAAUGUCCCAUCGUCUCCCCCAACAGCUGGAUCUCCCACAGCAGAAAAUGCUGCUCCAGCAGAAACAGACGAUUCAGCCAGGAAACCUUCAAUAGCUGAUUUGGACAACAUUUUUGGACCAGAGCAGGCUGCCAUUGAAGACAAGGAUACAAGUGACACAUGGGUCUGCUUCAGUGAAAAGUCUCCUAAUGGACCUCCUUUACCAAAGAACUCCACACCCCCCCUAACUUCCUCACCACCUCCACCAGAAGAACCAGCACCUCCUCCACCACCCUCUCCACCUCCACCUGAAUCUCCUGCUCCUCCCCUACCUACAUCACCACCCCCUCUAGAAGACCUACUGCCACCUCUCCCUACCUCCCCUCCCCCAAAAGAAGACCCUGCUCCCCCUCUACCAACCUCUCCACCUCCCUCAGAGGAGCCCACUGCCCCACCUACUCGUUCAGGGCCUCCCACACCAGAGGACCAAAAUCCUCAGAUACUGACAACCUUUCCACCCCCUGCACCAAAGGAGCUUGCAUCACCUCCAGCUUCCUCCCCUCCUCCUCUGAGCUCACCUGACAGUGUCCUACCAGUCUCUGCUCCCAAAGUAGGCACCCCUCCUGCAGUGACUCCUCCCUCUAUUGAACCUGAAGCAGUCUCUGUCCCACCACCCCUUGUCCUCUCUCAAGAGGAGCCGCCUAAGAGCACAGACGCUCCUCAUUCCAAAGAGGAUGUAGGUGAAAAAGUCACCUCUCCCAAAGAUGCUAGCCAGGGGAGUCGGAGUACACCUCCACCCCCUCCUCCACCAACAUACCGCACAGUGGUUUCUUCACCAGGACCUACAUCUGGGGCUAGUGGAACAAAUAGUGGUUCUUCUUCACCUGUACGGCCUGCAACUCCUUCAUCAGUCAACCCAGCUCCUCCUCCACCUCCGCCUCGUCCUCCUUCACGACCCAAACUUCCUCCUGGAAAACCCACUGUAGGAGAUGCGAAUCGGCCCUUCAGCCCGCCGAUCCACUCUGCAAGCCCUCCCCCUAUUGCUCCCUUGGCGCGGGCCGAGAGCACCUCCUCUAUCUCCUCCACCAACUCCCUGAGUGCCGCCACCACACCCACCGUCAACAAGGAGCUCUGCGUCUCUGUGUCAGAGAAUGACCAGCCAUCCCUUGUAUGGUUUGACAGAGGGAAGUUUUAUUUAACCUUUGAAGGCUGCUCCAGAGGACCAAGUCCUCUUACAAUGGGUGCUCAGGACACUCUUCCUGUGGCCGCUGCCUUCACAGAGACAGUUAAUGCCUUCUUUAAAGGAGCAGACCCAAGCAAGUGUGUUGUGAAGAUCAUAGGUGAGAUGGUUUUGUCGUUUCCGGCGGGAAUCACACGGCACUUUGCCAAUAACCCGUCCCCUGCUGUGCUAACCUUCAGCAUAACCAACUACAGCCGACUGGAGCAUGUGCUGCCUAACCCCCAGUUGCUCUGCUGUGACACCACCACACAAGCCAAGGCCAAUGCCAAGGACUUCUGGGUGAACAUGCCAAACCUGAUAUCUCAUCUAAAAAAGGUGUCAGAGCAAAAGCCACAGGCAACAUACUACAAUGUGGACAUGCUCAAGUAUCAGGUAUCAACGCAAGGCCUCCAGUUGACUCCUCUGAACUUGGCGGUGAGUUGGAGAUGUGAGCCCACCAGCACUGACCUGAGAAUAGACUACAAAUACAACGGGGAGGCCAUGUCAACGCCGAUGGCCCUCAACAAUGUCCAGUUCCUCGUCCCUGUCGAUGGAGGCGUUUCAAAGCUACAGGCUGUCUUACCUCCUGCUGCAUGGAAUGCAGAGCAGCAAAGAAUCCUGUGGAAGAUCCCUGAUAUCUCCCAAAAAUCUGAAAAUGGAGGGGUGGGAUCAUUGCUAGCGCGUUUCCAGCUAACAGAGGGUCCCAGUAAGCCUGCUCCACUGGCAGUGCAGUUCACCAGUGAGGGCAGCACGCUGUCAGGCUGUGACAUUGAACUGGCUGGACCAGGGUAUCGCUUCUCUCUCGUCAAGAAGAGGUUUGCUGCAGGAAAAUACCUGGCUGACAACUGACCCACACAACUGAAAGCCCCGCUGUUUAACAAAACAACUACAGUGGACUGGAGCUAGCACCAAGACCAGAGGAAAUACCCUCCCCUUGACACCAGACUCGCUCCAACCUUUUCUGAUCCCACAUGACAGGUCCGCAGCCUACCCAGCAGUAUUGUAUAACUUGCAUUUAGCAUUGUGGAACUGUUUUAGGUCAUGUAAUUAUUGUAUUUGUAUUCAUCUCAUAACAUCCGUGUUGCUGCAGUUAGACAUCUGGAUUCUUCCCCUUCUCUAAAGUCUGUGCCUCUGUCUCCAUCUUCCUCUGGUCAAUGUGUGGUGGUGUUAUAAAAAGUUUCACUGCAGCUGCCUGACUGAAGACACUGAAAAUUACCCUGAGUGACAUGGUGGUUAUUGUUUUCUGUCCUUAAAAAAUAUUAUUAAAUAAGAUCUUUGUGCUCAGACAUGCAUCUCAGCUUCUGACACAUCCAAAAUUAGACUAGGCAGAAUUGAAGUGGGCUCAAGAACGGUUCAUAGUAAGUUACGAUUAAAGCCUGAGACACCUGUGCUUACUGUUUUAUAGGACAUAAACCGUUGUCAAAUGAUCUGUGUUGGUGCUUUUGUGUGGUCAGAUGAAACGCAGAAUCAAGUAAGUCUGGUACAACAGGGUCACAUGACUUUAGAUCAUCCUUUUUAAUAUUAAUGUAAGUUUAUUUCCCUGAACACACACUGAGGUUUUUAGCAUGUUAGGCAGCUGCAAUGAUGAGUCAGUUCACUGGUUGCAAAAUUAUAAAAAAAAAAAAAAAAGAAAAGAAAAACAAAAACACGUCCUCUCGUCAGAACAAAAGAGGUGUAUAAAGUGUCAUUUUAAAUCACUAAUAUAUAUCUUAAAGGGCGUUUGGUGUUUUCCUCGUAUUGUUGAAUAGCCUUUCUGUUGUUACAGGGCAGCAGUGUUAGACUCCAAAAUACAUGACAGCAUUCUAUUUUUAUUUAUUGAUUUGUUGUAUAAAAAUGUGAUUCUGUAUAUGAAUAGAAUUUGAAUGGUAUCACACAACUCAGAACCCUUAAAGGUAUAAAUAUUUGAAUUUUCUCUCUUUUUUGUUAUCUGUGUAGUUGGGUAACCUGUGUACAGUAUGAGGUAUAAUUUUUGAAUUUAUUUCAGAUAUAAUUUUUUAACUCAAGCGCAACAGAGGAUUUGAGCUAUAUAUGGGCAGGGGAGGGUUAUUUAAAGAAAAAGAUAAAUAUCUUUCUGUAUGCUGUGCUAUGCUUUGUGAAAGCAGUUAUUAUAGACUUAGUUAUACCAUGGGCAAUGUCCACACUUUAAACUUGCUGUGUGUAUGUGUUUUGUUUUUGAAAGCUCAAUCUAAACAGCUAGCCCCUUGUUCCUCCAGCGCUCCACGUCCUUCAGCUUUUUCUCCAGAGUGUCUCAUUCUCAAAUCCAAGACCCCAAAUUCACUGUCUUAUAGAUGGCAAUGGUAGUUUGUGAGCUUGUCUUAGUAGAACCAGAAUAAGUUCAGUUUCUAUCCAAACUAGUGGUGAUGGGGUCCGUCACUGGGAUGAAAGACUUACUGGAGAGCAGCAGAAUGACAUCAUGGACUGUCACCAUAGUGGCCACACAGAACAUAAUGAACUGGAACUAGCUUGUUAGUGGCAAUUGAAAUUUCAAAAAUGAAAUGCUUACAUUUACACCUUGAAAGAAUUAGUUUGACAUUUUGGGAGAUACAAUGAUGAAAUUAUCAAUUUAUUUUCUUGUAGCUAUCUGGAAAUUGUUUACUUACUUAGCAUAAAGAAUGACUUCUUGACUGCAAAUUCUCUUUUUGUUCUGCACGGAUAAGAGGUUGUAGUUUUAGUUUUAUCAUCUACCUCUACAGGAUGAAUAGUUGCCACUUUGGCUAAUUCUUUUCAGCUUCUGUUGCACAACCAUUAGGUUGAAGUUAUAAUUUGUCCUCCACUUUUUAAAACUAACAACAUACCCUUUAACUUUAACCUCAGAUGUUAUCUGUGUUGCUCCUUAUCUAAUUAAAUUUAGCCUGCUGACACGUUUAAGUCUGAUGGGUAACAUGGUAAACGCUCCUGCUAAUAAUUUGUGUGUUAGCAUAGGUAUUAGCACAUUGUAGAAAGCAUUUAGCUUAAUGUGCCACCUUCCUAAAGUACAGGAACUACUCUUAUGCCUUGUUUCUUUUAGACAAAGCAAAGAUAGCCGUUUCCCUCUGAUAACAGUCUUAAUGCUAAGCUAAGCUAAUGGGGCAGCUUGCUUAUCUUCAUGUUUAACUGACUGAAUUAUGUCAAGAAAGCAAAUGUGUGCUGUACUUUCCCAAAAUGUCAAACUAUCCUUUCAAAUGUGACAGUUAAAGACAAAAAAAAUUGUU